AUGACGUGUCACGGCUACGCACCGACGCGAUUUAUGGCCAACGAAUACACCGAGGAAAAUACACUUCCUAUGGCCACUGGGAGUGGAUAUUCGGACAAUACUCGUGACCAGCCUGUGACAGUGCUGCAUGCGAUAAAAGGAACUGCGAUGCUGAUUGAAAGUGUUGGAUGGACAGCGACUGCGUUGGUUGCUGGAUGUUUAAUGUGUUCCGGAAUCAUGGCAGAUAGAGAGGGCGAGUGCUACGAACGAAAGAGUUAUAACGCAUCGCGUUCUAUUCCGUAUAAAGAGACCUACUACGAGAGAUGUUGGUUGUUCUUCACCUGCGUUAGGGCGCGCACGAACUACAUAAAUGAGACAUACGAGGCGUUCAGAUUGAACAGGACAUGCUGCGGAGGCUACGAAAACAAAAGUGGAAAUUGUGUGGCACAAUAUUCCAGAGGCUGCCAAAAUUGCCAAAAACCACGUACCUGUGGCUGUAGUGAAAACCCGAAGAAAUGCGUUUCUGUAUGUGAAACUGAAUAUCGGAUAUCAAUUUUCUGGAGUCAGUGCGAUGAUGAACAUAAAUUUAGUGCUGACAGAACCAAGUGUUCGCCAAAAUGCAACCCUUCUUGCGCGGAGAAUGCAUGGUGCCAGAAGCCAAACACCUGCGUGUGCAUGCCUCGCUACGUGGGUAACGGCACCAGCUGCUUGCCGGAAUGCAAAAAAGGCUGUGCCAACGGAAGAUGCGUAGCUCCUGACGAAUGCCUCUGCAACGAUGGCUGGAACGGACCGUCUUGCGACGAGCCACUCGCAUGUGUAGUUGCUUCCUUGGUCCCCGAGAGUCAUUCUGACGAUACGCCAGCCAGCAAUCUUUCAUUCACAAUGGGCACUGAUGAUAAAACAAACUAUUCUGAAAUUGCGCGAACCGUGCCUGCAUGCGGUAUAAAUUGUCCGGACGAACUCCUGAUGCACGCUUUCCAUUCUACUAAGUCUGGAGCAAACGUGACUUACCAUUUGAUCCCUUAUGAUGAUGUAAGGUGCAAUAACACAAAAUCUGGGCGGUCGUUUUUAGCAAGACACAGUAAUGUGAUAGCAGGAGUAAGUCUUGCAGGAAUAGCAUUCUUGAUAGUAGGAAUAACUUGCACAAUAAUGAAUGCCCGUCGAGGAAAAGAAAAAUCAAAAAACAUGUCAACCGAUAAUAUAGUCCAAUAUACCAGCAACGUAUACGUCACAGAAAAUUUACUCUACGAAAUUUCAUCAAAUAACUUGGUGAUCGCGGUUUCUCUCGUGCAAUUUCGAACUUUGGUGAAAUUAUCUAUUUCCUUUUCCUUGUUCAAAACGAUGAUUCUAGUAGUUCCAAACUCUAUACAAUCGACUCUCUCAAUAGGGCUGCUUCCCCUCGAAAAAACUAAGCAGCUUCCUCGAAAACGACGCCGUAAGUUUGUCAGAUUCUCUCGUAACAGAGCCGUCAACAGAUGUGAAAUACCGGAAGAAAAUGGCGUAGCUGUUACGGAGCUCAGGAGUUUCUGCAUCGUCUUGAAACUCUUGACUUCGGUGAAAAAUAACACGAUGACGGUCAAGAUUUACCGAUGGACCGCGACUUUCUUGGCCAUGGGAUGCUUGGUGUGCUUCGUUUGUACAAUGGAUAGCCAUACAGUGUGCCAUGACGUAGUGGGGAAUUCAGAAACACGUUUGAUCCCCUAUCAGAAGACCUACACCGAAACGUGUUGGCUGUUCUUUACAUGCCUCAAAUCUCAUACGAGUUACAUAAACGAGUCAUACACGAUGUAUCGAUUGGAAAAAACGUGCUGCGAUGGAUUUAAGAACGUGAAUGGAACCUGCACAGAUUCCUCUAAUUGCAAAAAGCCGUUUACCUGCGACUGCACAAAGAAGAACUUCAACAAGCCAGAGGAAUGUUUGCAGACAUGCAGAAAUUGUUACAAGGACGAGAAAACGGAAUCGCGGUACCAAAAAUGGUGUCAAAAUAGAAAAACAUGCACAUGCAUGGAUGGCUACGUGAGUAACGGUACAGCAUGUUUACCAGAGUGCAAGCAAGGAUGUGUCAACGGAAUAUGCAAGUCUCCAAAUAAUUGCAGUUGCUACUGUGGCUGGAACGGACCAUCUUGUCAAGAAGCGCUAGUAUGCUUAGUCGCCUCUCCUGUCCCCGUAACAAAUAGAACCAUUAAUCCAUCCGUUGUGGAAAUGCCUGCAAUACAGACCAACACCUGCACCGGAAGUAUUUCUUAUGCCAUAGAGACAUUGCCUGCGUGCCGUCAAACGUGCCCUGAAGAACUUUGUAGAAAUGCUGCUUAUUACAUCCCAACUCCAACGACCCAUGGCCUGACGUACUACGUGACUUCCAUCUAUACAAACUGCAGUACGACUGAAUCAGAUGAAACAUUUCUUGAAAAAUAUAACAAAGGGAUAGCAGCAGGAUUGCUAGGAAUAUUAGCAAGUUUGGCAAUUAUAGGGAUCUUCUACUUUGCAAAUAUCGUGAAGCAAAAGCGAAGAUCAAAAAGUAGGCUGAAUGAUAAAAUAGUACAAUAUACCAGCAACGAAUUCUUGGAAGAUAAUCACACUUACGCAACCAUCACAACGGAGGACUAAAGAAUUCCUUUCUUGUCGAUGUGGUUGUGGUAGGAUUUCUCAACGGACGAUGAGGAAGCACGCCUUAAUUAGAAUUAAUUACACACGAAAUUAAGUAUGUGUCCUGUAAUAUGUAAUUUGAGCCUCGGUCAUCACGUGAGAUUUUCGUCUCUUUAUAAAGUAUCAUUCGUACUUCAACA
Molecule: messenger RNA, 2765 nt
Organism: Diprion similis
Lineage: Eukaryota; Metazoa; Arthropoda; Insecta; Hymenoptera; Diprionidae
Exons: 17
Coding region: 1-2586 (861 amino acids)
Source: RefSeq, a predicted model, not a curated record